Molecule: messenger RNA, 9452 nt
Organism: Megalobrama amblycephala (Wuchang bream)
Lineage: Eukaryota; Metazoa; Chordata; Actinopteri; Cypriniformes; Xenocyprididae
Gene: ralgapa2
Product: Ral GTPase activating protein catalytic subunit alpha 2
Exons: 43
Coding region: 2906-8872 (1988 amino acids)
Biological process (GO): positive regulation of GTPase activity; regulation of small GTPase mediated signal transduction
Cellular component (GO): cytoplasm; nucleus
Molecular function (GO): GTPase activator activity
Source: RefSeq, a predicted model, not a curated record
ACCAUAAAUUGAACAGACCUAUUGAAAUUUCUGCUUCACAAGUGUGGAAUUUUGACCUAUUAAGACCUAUUGCUAACUGUUGAUCUACUGGGUCACUGGGUGGAAUUUUGAAUCUCUGUUUCAUUGUAUCUUCUUUUCAAUGCUGUGAUUCUCUCUUUGGGCUCCUCCACAUUCUUCAUAAUGAAGGCUUGUCCACAAGCUGUGUGGUGUCCACAUUGAAAAAAAGGCAGCUUUGUUUGAGUUUCAUGUGUCUAUUGGGUAUUUCUAUCAGCACAGAGGCAGACGUCAGUUAGAUAGACGCUCAGAACAUGAAGGUAAGUGUCUCUCAAGUUGAUAGAGGUGAGUAAUCAAGCAUUGUCAGGGAUACGGUGACAACACUACUGGCUGUCAAUUGAGAUUCGCUUUAGGUGGUAAUCUUCCGGAUUCUUACCAUUUCACCAAGAUAAGACAGAAAGAAGUUAAACCCACUUACUGUAAAUUGCUCUCCUAUUCUGACAUCUAUUACACAUGUUGGCAGUUUUCUCCAUUUCUCAACUAGCCUAUUCUACUAUAAAGAAGGAAACUCCCCUCAGAACGGGCGAAUUGAGACCACUAACCUACGGUUGCAGUUGCCAUUUAUUGGCAUUAUAUGUUAUGGUGAUAGAAAGGAAAAAGCAAAAAGCUAUUUAUUUUUUUUUUUUUAUAAAAGGACAGGAAAUAUAUGACUGUACACUUGUACAGCUCCAUUAGUGACAUCAUAAGCGAAUGUGGAGACAUGAUCUGAAAUUUGUCCAUCCUGUGCAAGUACAAAGCAAUAAAGAACAACUUCCAAAUAUUCUAAAUUUCAUCAAUUUUUUAAAUUUUUGUGUUGGCACAUUUAGUGUAAUAUGCAGUUCUCAAUUAACUGGAACAGAUUAUUGCUUUGAUAUGUAGAUGUAGUAGAAAAAAAGAUCAACAAAAUGAGGGUUAUCAAAAAUGUGAUGUUGCACAUCCACAAUAUUUUAAUCUAAAAGUAAUGAAUUUUCAAUGUGGUGUGAGGAUCUCCCAGAGAGUCCAUGUGAUUAGGUUACAGACUGUGACCUUAUCCUAUUAGAAGAUGAUGUCUUCUAAUUAUUUAUGAGAGCGUGUGGCACUUUCCUAUGAAAGAUGUUUUAAACUGUGAGAUCUUGUACUUUAGUUCAGAGUUGAGAAUUGGGAAUCACAUUUUUUUUUUUUUUUCAAAUAGAGAUUCUCCAGCGAUUCUGAACAGACAACUUGUUACUGCCUAUGCCUUGAGUGUGUGUUCUCCUUCAUGUGACGUCAUGUCUCCCCUAAUCUUUCUCUCUGAGUCUGAUUGUUUAGGUCCGCCCCGUGCACCUGCGUCUCAUGGCAUGAGUGCUGAUUAACUAUAUUAAGGACGCUGAAGCCGAGCAUGGCAAGGGAAGGAGAUCUAACAGCAAACAAGCUUUAUUACCCUUAUUUUUCUUUCUUGAUUUUGGUUUGUUAAUCUUUGUUGCAUUUAUACUUUGGAGUUGUUCCGUUGUCUGUUUGUGUUUAUUAUCUUUCGUUAGUUAUUUUGGAAACAUUUUCAUUUUUCUUUCUUGUUUUGAUAUGUUUCCUUUGUUAUGUUUAGUUUUGUUAUCUAAAUAAAUGUUUUUUUUUUGUUUUUGCUUGUUUGUUUUUGCAUUGUAUUUUGGAUUCACGUGUCCUCCUUUAUGUUGCGUUCCCCUUUCUGACUAAUUUAAAUGGAGGUUCCUAACACAACUAAACAAAAUAACAUGAUAUACUAGAGGACUGACAAAAUGUUAAUUGCUGCAGUCUGUUUAAAGAUGUUUAAUUUGAAUGAAUUAUUAAAAACAGUUUGAAUGAUUUAAUAACUCACUUAUAAAGCCUUCACUUGUUUCAUUACAUGGUAAAUGCCACCUACUGGUGUAACGAUGUAAUUGUACAAUCUUUAUCUGAAGCAUCAAGUUAUUUGGAAAAAAGUGAUUUGCUCCAUUUUGAUCACUACCGUAGACAUCAGUGUAUCCAAACUAUAAUUUUAUUCCAGUACUUCUGUGAUAAUUUGAAUAUUUGUAACACAGAAAUAACAAUACUGUGUGGUUAAAAAAGACUGUUUGUGAAGCUGUUUCCUACACAUAACUGCUUUGCCCGGUGGCAGUGGCAGCGCAAAUGCAGAUUUAAAUAUUCCAGUGUCAUUUUGUCAAAGGUUUAAAUAGACACAGGUGAAUUGUUGUCAUUUGUGAAUUGUUGUCAGAUGCCCACGGAAUAAGAUCCCGUGGGCAUCUGAAUCGAGAUUGCGAUAUUUUAAUGAUUAAUUGUGCAGCUGUAUUUCAGAGACACAUUAAUGCAUGCAAGUGAGUGUUUGUUUUUUCUUUUGCAAGAGUUUGAAUUGCGUAGCUUUCACCAAGAUCAUUGUUGCUAUGUAAUGAUUGUAUUUCUGGGUGGCAUAAAUUAAAUAUAAGACACCAAUGCAACCCUUUUGUACUGUGAAUGCAACCAGUCAAUUGACUUGUAUUUGUAAAUAAAAGCCAGAAAAUAAGUGUCAAAACUUAAGCCAAAAUUUAAUAGCGUGUUUGUUAAUAUUUUUGAUGUAGAGUACAAAUGCAAAAGAUGUUUGUAUUUGUGUGAUGUACUCUGAGCUUACAAAACCAUGUUGUAAGGAUAGCACAGACUCACACAGGUAAGUGAACCACAAGCAGUUUAUUUGUACAAUUGGAGACACAGGAAAAAAAUCAGUUCAAUUGUAAAGCAGCACUUGCAUGAAACAACUGGACAUUAAUUUAUUUCUAUUCACCAGGUGCAGACGAUGACUGGAGGAUGCCAGGAGAUGAGACAACAGGUGCAGACGAAGACUGAAGGAUGCCAGGAGGAAUCGAGAUAACAGAGGAAACAACUGGUUAGGUGCAGACACUGGAGACAACUGGAGAAACUUGGAGCAGAAAGGAUGCAGGCAGAUAUUAUUGACAGGAAUGAACUGAGGACAUUUUUUGAAACCAACUGCUCACAGAUUUAUUUUAUCUUCUAUGAAAAUUUCAUUACACUGGAAAGCAACUUAAAGCAAAAAGGGAACAAAUCUCAACGGGAGGAGCUGGACUCCAUCCUCUUUAUUUUUGAAAAAAUUCUUCAACUUCUACCUGAGAAAAUCAACAGUCGAUGGCAGUUUCACAGUAUAGGUUCUAUACUCAAAAAACUUUUGCACACUGGAAACUCUUUCAAGAUCCGCUGUGAGGGCAUGCGUCUGUUCCUGCUCUGGCUAGAGGCUCUGCAGAGUAACUGUGCAGAAGAACAGCUCCUCAUAUUCGCCUGCCUGAUCCCAGGAUUCCCUGCUGUACACUCAUCCAGAGGACCCUGCACACUGGACACCAUCAUAUACAACCCCUUUUCCAACCCGCCUGACGCCAAGAUUGUUCCAGAGGAGAUCACCCCACUGGUGCCUGCGGUUCCCGGAGAGAAGGUGGCAGAUGACCACACCUGCUCUGUCCUCCAAAUUGUACUCAAGGUCAUGGUUCUCCAGGCAUCCAGCUUGGACUGGAAAAACAAAGAGAACCAGGACACAGGCUUCAGAUUUCUCUUUUCCCUGUUCAAGAAGUACUACCUGCCUCAUCUCUUCCCUUCUUUCACAAAACACACCAACCUCUACAAGCCACAAUUAGAUCUUCCCAUUCACAGACCAAAGCCCCUCUACAUCCAAGUGAUGCGCAACAGCGAGAGUAUAUACUGCACUAGGGAUCAGUAUCUGGCUCCCCGUGUGGCCUUCAUCACGUGGCUUGUUAACUUCUUCCUGGAGAAGAAGUAUGUGAACUCUGCCACGAGCAGCUCUAAGAAUGGAGGAGAGGUCCUUCCUAAGAUCAUCCAGACUGUGACUGCGGGCGGCAUCAGUCAGGAGAAGAGCGCAGACUCUGAGCCCAACGGUCCUGUGGAACAGGAGAAGAGUCACUCAAACAGCAGCACACUGUCUGAUCGCAGAGGCAGCAACUCCAGCCUGUGUAGCAUCGAGGAGGAGCAUCGAGGCGUCUACGACAUGGUGCAGUCCAUCCUGCUCUCCACACGAGACAACGUCAACUUCGUCAACGAGGUCUUCCAUCAGGCUUUCCUGCUGCCGUCCUGUGAAGCCUCAGCCACUCGCAAGGUGAUCAAAGUGUACAGGAAGUGGAUUCUGCAGGAGAAACCCACAUUCAUGGCUGAGCCUGAGACAACAAGCCAGGAGGAAGACGGAGAGGAAGAGCCCAUGGUCUCAGAGACGGACAGUGUGCAUGUGCAGGUCUUGGAGACCCAUGGACAUAAACGAUCGUCCAGUUGGGGGCGCACAUACUCCUUCAGCAGCGCCAUCAGCAGAGGCUGUCUGACUGAAGAACAGAACCCGGAUGUGAAGGCUGGUAUCCAGUCCACUCUGCAGGUGUUCCUGACAAACUCUGCCAACGUGUUCCUGUUGGAGCCAUGUCAGGAUGUGCCCAAACUGCUGGAGAACCAGUUGGAGGUGUGCCGAGCUGUGCUCAGCGUCUACCGUCACAUUAUUAUGGAGCAAAACAUGAACCGCCAGACCUGGGAGCAGCUGCUGCAGGUGUUGCUGAGGAUCACAGAGGCAGUGAUGAAGAGACCACAGGAGAACCAAAGAAAGGACAUGUUCGCUCACAGCCUGGCCAGCAUCCUCUUCAAAACGAUCUUUGUGGCGUGGGUGCGGGCCAACCUGACCGUGUUUAUAUCUCGUGAGCUGUGGGACGAGCUGCUGGCUGUGCUGUCGUCUCUCAGCCACUGGGAGGAGCUGGUGUUCGAGUGGGCCAGCAUCAUGGACUCUCUCACUGCGGUUCUGGCUCGUUACGUCUACGGUCUGGACCUCCACAACCUACCACUGGACAAACUCUCAGAGCAGAAGGAAAAGAAGCAGCGUGGCAGAGGAGUGAUGCAGGACUCCCAGAAGUCUGCAGAUACAGCGCGGUCUUUCUCCUUGAGCUGGAGGAACUCUGGAGACCAGGGCGGCACUCAGGAACCCAUGAGGUUUCGCAGUGCCACCACCACUGGAGCUCCUGCGGUGGAGAAAGCUCGCAACAACGUCAGGCAGAAAGCGUCAGCUAAGCGAAGUCAGUCUAUCAGCAACUGUGUGCAUCUUUGUGAGGCUUUGCCGGCCACUAAGAGUGUGCCCAUGCUGCUCCACACUGUCAGCUCUUUCUUACCUGGUAUCUCUCACAACUCUCACUGCUCUCACAGACUCUCAGACGUGGAGGAGUGUCAGCUGUCAGAAUGUGAGAUGGGGGAUGGAGACAGUCCUCUGCCCCGCAGCAGUAGCACCUCUGACAUCACGCAGCAGAUCAACGACACCUUCCCAGGUCAGAAGAGAGAUGAGUCUGCGGAUACGGGCAGAACGUCUGUGUCAGAGAGCAGCUCUACAGGGAAAAGAGAGAGCGACGCUCCCACAAUUCUGAUCCGGCGGAGCAGCAGUCCAGCAGAUCUGGAUUAUCCAGCAGAUGGAGCGCAAACAUUCCUGAAAAUUAAACUGCGUGAGAAAAGUGAGAGUGUGAGCAGUGAGACGUCUAAUGGCUAUCUGAACGAUGCUGAAGUGGGUCUGCUGACGUGGCAUGCGGUUGAGGAGGAGCCGGACUCUCCCUCUACUCAUGACAUGAGCAUGAGUGUUACCGCGGAUACAGUGAGCCAGAGGAGCCUCCUGCUCAGCCACACUGAAGCACUGGCAGGGUCUGAUUGUGCAGCCCCUCCUCAAUGUCCCCCAGUGUCUCCGGCUCUCCUCGUGCCUCAUGGCUGCUGUGAGGGCCCUCAGCUCCUGGAGGAUGCCAUGAAUAUGCCUCACCAUCUGGAUAGCAGUGAGUUUCUGGCUGAUGAUGUCAGCAUCAUCGCCGGUGGCAGUUUGACCGGUUGGCACGCCGACUCAGCCUUCGUUCUCUGGAGGAGAAUCCUGGGGAUUCUUGGUGAUGUGAACAGCAUCCGCUGUGGCCGCAUCCACGCCAAGGUCUUCAGUUACCUCUAUGAGCUCUGGCACAAGCUGGCCAAGAUCAGAGAUAAUCUUGGGAUCAGAGGGGAUACAGACACAGCCAUGGCCAGACCCUUGUUCAUCCCUCCUCUUCGCAUGCUGGCCUCCUGGCUCUUCAAGGCUACCAUGCUGCCGUCAGAAUUCAAGGCUGGGAAGCUACAGGCGUAUAAGCUGAUCUGUGAGAUGAUGACGAAACAUCAAGACGUGCUGCCCAACAGUGACUUCCUGGUGCACCUCUACCACGUCAUGCACAAAGGCUUCACCAGCGACGAUCAGGAUGUGUUGAACACGAUGAUUAGGUGGUGCUCACCCCGUUUCUUCUUCCUGGGCCUGCCGGGCUUCAGCAUGCUGGUUGGAGACUUCAUCACCGCAGCUGCUCGCGUCCUCAACACGGACUCUUUUGAGGCUCCACGGAUCGAGGCUCAGACAGUUCUUGGUUCGCUGGUGUGCUUCCCUAACCUGUAUCAACAGAUCCCAUCUUUGCAGUCUGUUCCUGGAUCUGAGGAUAUUUUAGUUGGCAACGAGGACAUGAAGGACUACCUUGUAAACAUUCUUCUGAAGACUGCACGCAAUGAGACAUGUGAAGGAGCCAGGUGUGUAGCGAUCUGCAGUCUGGGGCUGUGGGUGUGUGAGGAGCUGAGACACACAGAAACCCACCAUCAGGUGAAAGAUGCAAUUAACGUCCUGGGUGUCACUCUGAAGUUUGGAAAUAAGGUGGUGGCCAAUGUGGCCUGUGACAUCUUUCAGCUACUGAUUUCUCACUGGCAGCACUUACAGAGGCUGGAGCUGUCCCUUCCCAAAAGAAUUAUAGAGAUUUUUGUAGCAACCAUAGCAUUUCUUCUGCCCAGUGCUGAACACUCAACAGUUGAGGCAGAUAAAAAGUUAAUGGUGUCUCUACUGCUGUGCCUGCUGGACUGGUGCAUGGCCGUACCUCUCUCCAUCCUACUGGAGCCCAUCACUAUGCCUGUGCUGGACGACCCCACCUCACAGAAAGCCCCUCUUCUCGACUACAUUUACAGGGUGCUGCACACUUGUGUAUCAGGGUCUAACCUGCACACUCAACAAAGUCACUACCUCCUCAGCCUUGCUGAUCUGUCGACAGACUACGAACCCUUCCUUACUCUAGGCAAUGUCAAGAGCUUUGAACCACCCCCCAUACACAAUGUAAUGGGAGACUUUGGAAAUCUCCUCACUGUGGCUGAAGAAAAGAAAAGGAGAAGCAUGGAGUUGAUUCCCCUGACUGCUCGGAUGGUAAUGACACACCUGGUCAAUCAUUUGGGACACCAUCCUCUCAGCGGCGGCCCAGCCCUCUUAAACAGCCUAGUCAGUGAGAACCACGAUAACCCCUACGUAGAGUCUUCCGAACUCUCCUCUGAAGUCUUCAAAAGCCCCAAUCUACAGCUCUUUGUCUUCAAUGACAGCACACUAGUCUCAUACCUUCAGAUCCCCUCUGAUAAUUCCAGCACGGCCGCAGUAAGUGCCAACCCAAGGGAUCAUUCCUCUGAGGUCCGCGUCAUUGUCAGGGACAUCUCUGGAAAGUACUCGUGGGACGGCGGUGUUCUCUUCUGCACAUUGGAUGGAACUGGCUUGAGUUCCAUUGUCAGCAGAGAUGAGUUGUCACAUGACACCGGUCGCUCUGAAAAGCAGAGCUCUGUUCGCUCCAGUAAUUGCUCCUCUGAGUUGGAAAUGGAGGAUGGUGUGGAUGUGUUGGACCAGCUACUGGAAGACCUCGGCCACAGCAGCCCUGAGUGCCUGCCUGAGCCCCAGCUGAGGCUCACUCAACCACCAUCUCCACCCAUGGGCAUGAACCCUGAGAUGGAAGGGCUCAUCAUGGAUGCCAUCCACAGACAGUCGAAGCAAGAGGAUGAGGAGCUGAUGCGGAGACAGAGUGAAGACCCCAGCAUCAGAGCAGAGAGACAGAGAGAGCCCACACACCAGGAGCCAAAAUCACCAUUUUACCUAUGCAGACUUCUCCUCAACGACCUGGGCAUGAACUCAUGGGAUCGCAGAAAGAGCUUUCAUCUGCUAAAGAAGAACUCCAAGCUCUUGAGAGAGCUCAAGAAUUUGGACUCAAGGCAGUGUCGAGAGACGCACAAGAUUGCAGUGUUCUAUAUUGGAGAAGGCCAAGAGGACAAAUUCUCCAUUCUCUCCAACACCGAGGGCAGUCAGGCUUAUGAGGACUUUGUCUCUGGGCUGGGAUGGGAGGUGAAUCUGGCCACUCACUGUGGCUUUAUGGGUGGUUUGCAGAGAAAUGGCAGCACAGGUAGCACAGCGCCAUACUACGCCACCUCUAACGUGGAGGUCAUCUUCCAUGUGUCGACUCGCAUGCCUUCUGACUCCGAUGACUCCAUCACCAAAAAGCUUCGUCACUUGGGAAACGAUGAAGUGCACAUUGUGUGGUCGGAGCACACGCGGGAUUACAGACGAGGAAUCAUUCCCACCGACUUCGGAGAUGUCCUCAUCAUCAUCUACCCGAUGAAAAACCACAUGUUCUUUGUUCAGAUCAUGAAAAAAACCCAGGUUCCUUUCUUUGGGCCUCUGUUCGACGGGGCGAUAGUGACUGGAACGCUGUUGCCGAGUCUGGUGCGGGCCACGUGCAUCAAUGCAAGCAGGGCCGUGAAAUCUCGACUGCCGCUCUACCAGAGUUUUUAUGAGGAAAGGGCUCUCUACCUGGAGGCCAUCAUUCAGAACCACAAGGAGAACAUGACCUUUGAGGACUUUGCUGCCCAGGUCUUCUCGCCUUCCCCCAGCUACUGGCCUACUGGAGGUGCAGGUUCCCUCAGCUGCAGCACGAGCGCUGACCUCAGUGUUACUGUGACGACCAACGACUCUGGCGACCAGGUCUCGCCCACAAUACCGCGCGCCUCUAAGCACCGGGUUUCCGGAAAGCUCCGCCGUUCAGCCAGCGCCAUCAGCAAGUCCUCAAACUGAACACUUCCUCCAGCCGUCAGACUGCAUUGUCCUUAAACUGUGUGGUUGAAUGUAUUAUUUGACUGGAAUGUCUUUCACCUGUAACAUUUUUUUGUGUGUGUGUUGAAGCCUCGUAACACUGAAAGAUGCAACUGUUGACGCGAUAUUAUGUACCUGUCGUGCGGAAAGAAAAACUAAAGCUCGACCAAGAGAAUAAUUUAUAUGCUGAAGCAAAUGUGAAAUUGAUUUAGAAUUUCAAAGUAAUGCCGCAUUUAGACUGCGUUUACGCAUUCAGAACUGUGAUUUUCCCAAUCAAGUAACAAAUAAAUGAUAUAAGACGUUUCAAAACCCCUGAGGCUUUAGCUAGUUUUGAACACUUGUGUCCUCCAGUUCUUUGAGACAAGCUUUUCUUCAUGUCAAACACUGAAAACCCAACCGUUGAUGUUCAGUCGCGCUCAAGUUUACAUUCCCUUUGCGGAAUCUGCAAAAUGUUCAUUAUUUUAACAAUGAGGGAUCGUACAAAAUGCAUGCUGUUUUUAAUUUAGUACUGUCCUGAAUAAGAUAUUUUACAUAAAAGAUGUUUGCAUAAAGUCCACAAGAC